Molecule: messenger RNA, 885 nt
Organism: Fusarium keratoplasticum
Lineage: Eukaryota; Fungi; Ascomycota; Sordariomycetes; Hypocreales; Nectriaceae
Exons: 4
Coding region: 1-885 (294 amino acids)
Source: RefSeq, a predicted model, not a curated record
AUGUGGAGGCUACUCCCCAUUACGCUCCUCCGCCUAGCUUCCGCGUUUCCUACCAACUGGAACGGCACGACCACUUGUCCUCAAGAUGCCCUCUACACGUCCCUCAUUGGCGAUGGCGGCGAGUUUUGCUCGAGUGUUCUUGAGGGGAGCCACUGCGGGACGGGGUAUAGCACGCCUCCGGAGUAUAUGAGAUAUAACCAGACGCAGAUAUCAUCCUAUUGCGAGUGUAUCCUGACGGACUCGAGUGCUGUCACGACGUCGGCAAACUCUUCCAGGGAGACGACGGGAGAUAUCACGGUUACAACCGCGGACUCGGCUUCUCAGACUGGAAGUCAGAGUGUUUCGGAGACACAGUCUGAGAUGGGAAGGCCAGGAGGGCCCUUCGUCAUCUCUUGGGGAAGCAACCGGAAGUGGUACCUCAGGGACGGCAUCCAACGAGUCGCAAUCAGUGGCAACUGGUUCCAGGAACGCGACGACUGGAUCUGCCCCGUCCUCCUUUGGUGGUACCCCCUCGGGUUCAACCUGGGCGACAACGACGGGAACACCAACUCCUGGUUCCUGGAAUCAGACUCAAUCUGCUGUGUCCUCCGAAGAAGCUUCAGGUCAGGUCGCCUCAAACUCGACAUGGAUGACGACGACUGGAACACCAGGGCCAAUGACCUCUGGCUCUUGGAACAAUACACUGUUUCCUUGGUCAUCGCCAACUAUAAGUGUCUCCUGGAACUCAACCUGGCCUGCGUUGUCGUCUUCUGGGGAGGCGACAGGAGGGAGUCCCUGGAAUACUCCAACCGGCGGAUUGACUCCAACGGCGCAUGGCACUUGGAACGAAACACGAUCAGCUUCAUCUUCGAUCAACCGUCCUUGGACAAGACCAGCACCGGGUAA